Molecule: messenger RNA, 4591 nt
Organism: Porites lobata
Lineage: Eukaryota; Metazoa; Cnidaria; Anthozoa; Scleractinia; Poritidae
Source: the annotation of a GenBank genome assembly
AUGGAUUCGGCGGCCAAAGAAAGUAUUUUACCUGACCGUUUAUCUGAGCGUCUUGGCGGUCUGAUUUUAAAGGACGAACAGAGGCUUGCUGUUGAAGCACUAAUGUCAGGGAAAGACGUUUUAGCGGUAUUACCGACUGGCUUCGGUAAAUCUGUCAUUUACCAAAGCUUCGUUAUCACGAAGGAUUCCUCUUCCACCUUUGUUAUUAUUCCUCUUCGGAGCAUCAUCGAUGAUCAACUACAGUCAAAUGAUUUUGGCCUGAAAGCAGUUGCUUUCGAGAAGAAACCACAGUUGAUGAAAGACAUUGCUGCCAACAAAUUUCAAGUGAUUUUUGCUUCUGCGGAACAAGUCCUUUCUAAAGAAUUUAGAGAUUUGCUGAAGGACGAAUCGUCGGAAUUCAGGAAGAAUUUGUCCUUGGUUGUGGUGGACGAAUGUCACGCUAUCGAAACCUGGUAAGUUUGUUUAGGGGUAAAACCUGUAAGUCAAUUUCCAUCCUGUGAUCUCUCGUCCUCUUUUUGAAAGCAGUUACGCGAACGCAAAUUUCCACACGCUAGUUUUAAGCUUAAGUGAGUGUGAUCGAGUGCAAAAAAAAUAUCUUCACAACUCACAGGUAGUCGCGCAUUUACAAUAGUUUACUUGUGUUCACAGGGGCAAGAGUAAAAAAUGCGGGAACAAGUUUCUUCAACCAUUUCGAAAGGACUUUGUCUCGCUAUCUACGUUGCGGUCUUUUUUUGCUGGUAUUAUAAAGAGCUUAUGUUUGUGUGUUCGAUAUGUGAUUGCGCAUGCAUAAUAAAUGUAUGGGGCUGUGCGGAAAUCUUAAGUUUUAGCUUUUUAAAUGAAAGUGUUCCUGAUAGUUUACACACAUUGUUUACCGUAAAAGCACACUGGCAGAUGUCGGUAGUUUUCGAGUGCCGGGCAACAUAAUCUUUUUGUUGUCUCCAUUUUAGAAAUGCAAGCUUGAUCUUUAUUUGAGUAAUAAGCAAUAUUUCAAGGACUGAAAAUAAUUUUAGUCAGAUCUUUUAAAAGAAUCUAUUAGCCAACAUCUUAUAUGUGGAAGUUUUUAUUAUGUGGCAUACUUAAAGGGGUUUCUAUAUUGAGGUAUCCCAUUCUUGGCAUUAUCUGGAACAGCUGAUGUUAAAAUGAAGCACACCAUCAUGAAAGACUUGUCUUUCAAGAAAGACACAGUUGUCUGGGAUAUCAGUCCUGAACGAGCAAUAUUCGUUUCACCAUCAUAAAAACAAAAAGAGAAAACCAUCUCCAACAUCUUCAGUGGUUAAUUGACAUGAUUGGAUUGGAAAGGGAAAAUAUGCCCCAAACCAUAAUUUUUUGUACCACAAUGCAAGAUGUGGCCAAAUUAAGUGGACACCUUCUUGGAAUACUUGGUGCCGAUGCGUACGUUACUGACAAGCCUUAUGUGCCAGCGAACCGACUGCUUGGAAUCUAUCAUUCCAUGACUUGGCCAAAGUAUAAGGGUAGAGUAACUGACUCCUUCAAGCAAGAUAGUGGCUGUGUUAAGGUUGUGGUUGCAACUUCUGCGUUAAGUUUGGGGUCAACUUCCCAGAUGUAAAAUUUGUCAUACUGUUUGUUGUUUAUUGUUUGUUUGCCAUAAGUUAUACAAAACCAAAAAAAUCUAAUUAUUUAAACUCUCAUGGCGAGGAAGCCCAUAAUUACACAUGGGAAAAUCAAUGGCAGAGCUACAGUAAAUGUUAAAAUAAAUAUAUUAGAUAGUCGUACUAAUCAUAGUUCUAGGCUAAAAAACAUCGAAACGAGGGCGUUACAUGCACUACACUCCUGCACCGAGUACAGUUGAUCACAUUACGGACCUUAAGUUAGGGUGGACGGUAAGGUGGAGGACGGCAACCGGAAAUAAAAGUUGCCCGAUUUGGGGCUAAUUAGCAUAUAUCUCAGCCGUCCAACCUUCGUCGUCUGCUCGUCGCGACGGUGAGGAAGCUGGGUGCGGCGGUAUCUCGAGAACGUGAGUCUUUUCUUCGCGUUUUCGUCUUCAAAACAUCUUUAUUUUGACAGAAUACCGCUUUAAUCUGUUUCUGGAGUGUCUAGUUUACUUCAUAUGGUAAACUUUUUUCCAUUACUUACUUUAACACUAUUUUAUGAUUGAAUAUAACAUGAGCUUGUGCCGCAAGAGGUACAGCUGCAGGAUUAGAGUUCCCAGCGAUAAAAUAAUCACAUUUAAGGAUUCUUUCACCAUCUGAACAUCGAUUUUUACUCUUUUUUUCAUUCACGAAGGUUUUAGUUCAUUUUUUCUACUUAAAUUGUAGGCCAAAAUGAAAUAACAUGGUAAUUGGGUAACAUUUCUUCGACAAAAUAAAGCCCUUUAUAAAGCAGGAUGAAGGAACUUAUUUUUGCGCGCAACUUGUCAAUGUUAUUUAAUAAUUUGUUCUUAUUUUAAUGAAGAUGGAGUGGACUGAAGAUCACGAUUUUCAGCUUGCUAAAGAAUUUCUUGUAACUGAGCCCUACCGCUUCAAGCCCAAAGCUGUGUGGGCUCGAUAGACCUUGUCACGGUUUUCGACGCCAUCUUGAAGAGUAGGCAAACGCGUGAGAAAUUACAGUGAUUGUAUGAGAAUCUAAUGUCGAAUAAUUUCCGUAGAACGGCUGUUCUGAAAAAAAUAUGAUUUGUAAGCUUCACUCCUAAGGAUUCUCCUGAAAAAAAUUGAGGGCGUUACAUGCACUAGAAGACCUAGAACCACUUCUUUUAAAUUUUCUAUACAUUGUCUGUAAGAAAGUCCCGGGAAAAUUACAGACAAAUAUAUGUAAAAAUCUAAAGCAGGCCUCUGGAGAAAUUUAAGCACAGGAACGCCCCCCAAAUGUUUUAGGACAAUCCUUUGCUUUGUAGCUUUAGUAUACAAAUCAUAUUUUUUUCAGAACAGCCCUUUUACGGAAAUUAUUCGACAUCAGAUUCUCACAAAAACACUGUAAUUACAAACACUUACAAACACUGUAAUUUCUCACUCGUUUGCCUACUCGUCAAGAUGGCGUUGAAAACCGUGACAAGGUCUAUUACCAGCCGUAAGAACUGUGAAGCGUGCGAAUAUCCGGCAAUACGUAGAUCGCAAAUAGGCUAAAUGGAGCGACGAACAUUCACUUUCGAGCAACAAAGCGCUCAACUAGAUUUCAUCGACAAGAGAACGAAUUUCUCAUCUGAUAUGACACCAUCAGAACUAUAUAGUCUCGGAUCUCUUUCAGGGAACUCAUUCUCAAUCCUUUAAUAAAGUUAAGAAAAGUCUUUGACCAUCACCUCUACUGAAACUUAAAGCUUGUUUCUCUCGCCAAGUCGACGUCGUCCCUCCCCAACCCGCCGCAGCCAAAGUCACCGUCCUCUAUUUCGUCGUCUACCUAAACUUAAGGUCGGUAUUCAGGAGGCAGGACGGGCAGGUCGUAAUGGAAAACCUGCACACAAUGUCAUCAUUUAUCACGGCAAUCAACUCUCACAAUUUGCUAAGGCAGUCAAAACAUUCUGGAAGACAGACACUUGCAUACGCAAGGCCUUGUUUGAAGAGUAUGCUGCUGUGGGAAGCUUAACAUGUGUGCACGACUGCUUUAGCAACUGUGAGAAGAAGUGCAUAUGUGGCGGCGGUGAGUGCAAGCGAGAGGCAUUUCCUUUUGACAACCCUAAGGGAUCUUUGCAACCAAAGAGUACUAUUACAACCCAGAGAACUGUAAAUGCUGAGGAUCGCAAUGUUCUCCAUGAAGCUCUAACUGAGUUGCAGAGCAAUUUGAAUGGUCUCACUUUGUCAGUGUUUGGAUCUUCUAGUGCUCAUGGAUUUUCCACUGAGCUUAUUAAUGAGCUUGUGGCGGAAGCUUCCUCGAUAUUUUCGGUGUCUGACAUUUUAAAGAGGUUUCCUGUAUUUAACAUUGUUCAUGCAAAGACGGUUCUGGAAAUAUUUGAAGAAUCCUUUGAGGACAUAGCCUGCUUCGAGGAGAUCAUGCAAGCUUUGUCUGAAGAUUUGUUUAAUUUCUCUGACAAUCCCGGAGAAAACGAGCUUACCUUUGGGACAUUCUGUUCUUCGCAAAGUGAACCAGAGGAAUGUAAUUUUCAUGAACUGGAAAACUUGUAGGUCCAUAUAAUUUUUAUCUCAUAGGUUCUCUUCAUUCUUAUUACUUGUUUAAGACUAAAACUGUAAGACGUCCUUCAGGAAUGCCAUGUGGGUUACCUUUUGCCUCUUGCCUCACUUGCAUAGGCUGACAUCCGCUGAUUCCGAAACUUUGCAACAGCUGCCGAGCAAAGAGAGGUGACAUUUAACGCUCUAGCUGCCUUAUCUUCCUUCUUGCAUGGUCCCAUUGACCCGACCAAAGCACUGUGCCACAGAGGACAGUAAGUCGCAACCUCGUGGUGAAAGAGAUUAUUGGAAAACGAGGCAAGUUCUGACGGUGUCGUGUAUUUCAAUGCAGAUGUUGUCGAAUGGCAGUACUCUUUGAAUUCUCGAGACACGUGAGAUGGCUUCUUUUAUGUGAUCCGCUGGCACGCUGGAUGCUUAAAAACGAUGUUUACUGCUGCCUUCCAAUUCUGUUGCGCUACGUUCUUUAUCAAACUGUUAGCACGGUCGUCUUCGAUGAUUUUUUUCCUAUCGCCUGA